This is a messenger RNA of Thelazia callipaeda (thelaziosis nematode), 738 nucleotides long. The record is from the annotation of a GenBank genome assembly. Lineage: Eukaryota; Metazoa; Nematoda; Chromadorea; Rhabditida; Thelaziidae.
AUGGUUUCUGUGUUUCUGUCAAGAAUUGUUGUACUUACAGCAGGAACUUUAUAUCCAGCGUAUAGAAGUUAUAAAGCUGUUAAAACAAAGGAUGUAAGGGAAUAUGUCAAAUGGAUGAUGUACUGGAUUGUGUUCGCUUUUUUUUGUUUCAUUGAAACGAUUGCUGAUAUUAUUGUUUCCUUUUGGCUUCCUUUUUAUUAUGAAUUAAAAAUUUUUUUUGUCCUCUGGUUGUUGAGUCCUUGGACCAAAGGAGCUUCAAUUUUAUAUAGAAAAUGGGUACAUCCAACUCUCACAAAGCACGAACGAGAUAUUGAUUUGCUUCUAGAGCAUGCUAAGUCUGAAAGCUAUAAUCAGGUAAUGCGAUUAGGUAGCAGGGGUAUUCUGUGUGCUCGCGAAAUUAUUGCAACAGCAGCAUUACGAGGGCAAGCACAACUUGUACAGCAAAUACAGCGUUCAUACAGUGCAAGCGAUAUCAGUAAUAGAGAGUCAACGUCUUCGGCUCGAAUCCAUGUGACAGAAAUACAAGAAGAAGAUGAAGAUGAUUGGAAUGAAAAUGAUACUUUGGGCACUUUGGAUGAGGAAGCCAGUAUCGAUGAAGAACACGAACAUGAAGAGCAAAGCUCAGUACCUCGCGUACGUCGCAGUUUAAGGCCCCGAAAAACACCUGCUGAACUAUCUUCACCAUCAGAUGCAAUGUACAAUACAUUUCCUCGUAGAACAACACGUGCACAUAAAUAA